AUGGCUGAAGAUCUUUUACGACCACCUAGGAGGGGAGAGACUUCAGAAGAAGUUGGUUGCGAGUAUUUUGAUGACUUGGCUUCAAGACUAUUUUUCAAGCAGGUCCAAUAUAGGGAGAAGUAUUUUGUGAUGCAUGAUCUCAUGCAUGACUUGGCAACUUUUCUUGCUGGAGAUCUUUAUUGUAAAUUCUCCGAAGAACUUGGUGAAAGAGAAGAAAUGAGUAUUCUAACUCAUCAUUUGUCAUACGAUCACUCAAUCCCUGAAAAAAUAUGCUCCUCUAGUAAAAUAGAAUCUUUGAGGACAUUGAUGUAUAUCAAACAUGGAGCUUAUACUCGGAAAGCACCCGCAACAUUACCAGGUGACAUAUUGUCAAAGAAUAAAUACUUGAGAGUUUUGUCCUUUGAUAGACUCAAUGUACUUCCUGAUUCAAUAGAUAAAUUGAUUCAAUUGCGUUAUUUGGGUCUUUCUGGGAGUGGUAUUAAGGUUUUGCCCGAGUCAUUAUGUAACUUGUGCAAUCUACAAACUUUAAAGUUAGCAGGUUGUUCUUCUCUAACUAUGUUGCCUAGUAGCCUAGGUGAAUUGAUCAACCUACGCUAUUUGGAUCUUUCUAGAAGUGCUGUUGAGACAUUGCCUGAGUCAUUAUGCAACAUGUGCAAUCUACAAACUUUAAAGUUAGCACGUUGUUCUUCUCUAACUAUGUUGCCUAGUAGCCUAGGUGAAUUGAUCAACCUACACUAUUUGGAUCUUUCUAGAAGUGCUGUUGAGACAUUGCCUGAGUCGUUAUGUAGUAUGUGUAAUUUACAAGCAUUAAAUCUAGAAGAUUGUUUGAAGCUGACUAUGCUGCCCAAUGACAUGUAUAAGCUUGUGAAUUUGCGGCAUCUUCAUAUAAGGGGUACCCCUCUGAAAGAAAUGCCAAAAGGAAUGGGCAAAUUAAAUCAGUUGCACAUUUUAAGCAAGUUUGUGGUGGGAAAGCAAGAAGACAAUGGAAUCCAAGAGUUAGCAGCGCUUUUAAAUCUUCAUGGAUCACUUGAGAUUCAGAAAUUGGAGAAUGUGGUUGAUGCCAAUCAGGCAAGGAAUGCAAGGAUAAUAGAUAAGAAGCACAUUGAGUACUUAUUGUUGAGAUGGUCUUCAGGUGAUGAUAUGGUUUCAAACACACAUACUGAUGAACAAGAUAUACUUGGGGACUUGCAACCACACACUGGCUUGAAAGUGUUGAGAAUCAAGGGAUACAAAGGUAAAAUAUUUCCAGAGUGGAUUGGGCAUUCCUUGUACCAAAACAUGACAAGUGUAACUCUAGAAUAUUGCUGGAAUUGCUGCGUGCUGCCUUCACUUGGACAGCUGCCUUCUCUUCGGUCCCUCCGCAUUGAAAGUUUUAGUCAGCUGAAGAGUGUUGGUAUGGAGUUUUACCAGAAUGAAGGCGAUCAACAUUAUUCGCCUAUUGCACCGUUUUCCUCACUGGAGGAAUUGAUAUUUAAUAAUAUGCCAAGUUGGGAGGAGUGGCACUUACCUGACUCAGAAGCCUUUCCUCAGCUUAAGAGCCUUCAAAUAAGAGAGUGUCCAAUGUUAAAGGAAGAUAUGGUUAAUCAGGUAUUAAUGAGAAUCGUUUCUUCCUCAUCGGAUGUUUCCAAAGUGCGCCAACUGGAAAUACGAGAACAUCGUCCACGAUGGGCUAAAGAGAUGAGACUUGAUGGGGAUAGGUUAUCAAUUAGUGGAUUUAAAUGUGUGGUGGAGUAUGCAUUUAAGGCAAGGAUCAUCCACCAUCUAACUUCCCUCCAAGAAAUAAAAUUCUCAGGGUGUUCGUCUGUUGUAUCCUUGGGGGGCAAUUGUUUACCCAAAUCUUUGCAAAAGCUCAACCUAUUUGAAUGCAGCCAAAUUAAAUUACUCCAGCAACAACACAAGUAUGAUUUGGUAGAUCUACAUAUAGAAUUCAGUUGUGAUUCACUGACCUCAUUGUCGUUGGAUGCCUUUCCCAAACUCGAGAAUCUGGAGAUAUUCAGGUGUUCAAAUCUGGAAUCAGUUUCAAUGUCAGAGCCACCACACGCUGCUCUUCAACGUCUCUCCAUCUCUAACUGCCUCAAAUUUGUGUCAUUUCCAGAAGCAGGACUGGCUGCACCCAACUUGACUCAUCUCAGCGUCAUAAACUGCCUCAAGUUGGAGGCAUUGCCACCUGACAUGAAUAGUCUUCUCCCAAAUUUACAGUCUCUGGAGUUACUAGGUUGCCCAAACAUUUGCAGGUCGCCACAGGGUGGUUUGCCACCUAACCUGAAACGGCUUGGUGUAGGAAAAUGCGAGGAACAACUGAGGGGUCUAUCAUGGAGGGGCAACUUGGACAACCUCACUCAUCUCACCAUUUAUGGUGAUGGCAGUGAGAGCAGAAUAAAGUCAUACCCAGAGGUGGGUUUGCUGCCUCGCCUUCCCUCCCUUACCAAUCUUGAGAUAUGGGGGUUCAUGAAUCUGGAGACAUUGGAGUGCAACGAGCUUCUCCGCCUCACCUCCCUCCAACAACUACACAUUUCAUACUGUAAGAAGCUGAAGAAUAUGGAAGGAGCAAAGCUGCCUCCCUCUCUCUUACUCCUCGAAAUUGACGACUGUGGUUUGCUGGGCAAACACUGCAAGAACAAGCAUCAACAAAUUUGGUCCAAAAUUUCCCACAUCCCCACCAUUCAAGUCGAUGACGACCAAAUUUUCUGAGCAGGUAGCUUGUGCACAUAUCGUGAUGUAAUCCUAUACAUUGGCUAUACAUCUUCAUCUAAUUCUAAGUUCAUUUAUGGUGGUAAUUAAGCUGGAUUCAUGUAUUGGGAAACAGAAACUCUGUGUUUUCUGAUUUUGGCUUCAAGUUAUUGAAAAGCAAAGACAUGAUGGAGAAAGUUGGUGGCACUCAUUAUUGAAAACCUUUCGUUGUUGUUGGAAGUACACCUGAGGUUUGGUAACCAUAUCUAAAUUAUCUUCAUUCAGUCCGAAGUUCAUCCUUACAAUUUUAGCUUCAGUCAUUACAAAUCUGCGGUUGGGGAGUGGUUCAAUCUUGGAUUGUGCUAAAAUUUUGAUAGCAAGUUUUGGAUAUACAUUUUCAUUCUUAAUCGUUAGAUGGUUAAGAUAAGAUUUGGAGGGUGAGAUAUGGCUUGCGCGUGCAAAGUAGCUCUGGUUUUGUAAAUUUUUCAUAUUUUUGGUUCACAUUUAUAUGCAUUGAUGCUUGGUUGUUUUGACUUGAUGUAAGCAUUUGAUUUGUGCACUUAUUUGAGAUUCUCUUGUAUCCCUACUUAAUUAUAGUGGUACUUCUUUUUUGGUCCGAAUGACCUGUGGUUUUUACCUCUCACAUUGAGAGGGUUUUCCACGUUA
Messenger RNA from Arachis stenosperma, 3336 nucleotides. RefSeq names its product putative disease resistance protein At3g14460. The record is from RefSeq and is a predicted model, not a curated record. Bases 1 to 2691 code for a protein of 896 amino acids. Lineage: Eukaryota; Viridiplantae; Streptophyta; Magnoliopsida; Fabales; Fabaceae. The transcript is spliced from 4 exons.